Molecule: messenger RNA, 1950 nt
Organism: Amoebophrya sp. A120
Lineage: Eukaryota; Dinophyceae; Syndiniales; Amoebophryaceae
Source: the annotation of a GenBank genome assembly
GUUUAGCUAUGUUGUGCGAGUUAUUUUGUCUGCACUCUUGUCGUGCUAUCGGAGCUCUUUGCAGCCCGCUCGUCGAGCAGAACUCAAGUUGUUCGCGUGAGAAAUCAUGUGGCAGCUUCAACCCAGAGGAAGACCCGCGGAAAAGCGACCGCGCCCGGAGCGCACAGGCUUCAGCCGGCCGAACCUCCUUCCCGGACGCUACCGACCCGCUACCGUUGGCGAGUCGCCAGAUAAACGACCGGGCGCAACUGAUUCUGCUCCGCCGGCGGAGCCACCGGCCGUCGCAGGCGGCGCUACUGCAGAGCCACGAAACUAUCUGGAAGACCAAAUGCUGUUUGGAUUGACACAAGACUUCCUUCGGCACUUUGACAAGCGAAAGUGCCAUCCGCUGUGCUUCCAGAGUCCGAAAUCUCUGACCAUCAACACCGACCUGUCAUUGAACCACGGCCGACAAAAUAACCGCAGUACUUCCCUCGGAACCAGCAAGAUGCUACAAAAUUUUCCAGCCGGAGUCCCGGCGCCGCGUUUCCGCACUUACGCUGACUCGAGUGUAGAGGAACCUCCAGACGCGUUGAGCAACAGUUGUUCAAACUUUGCUGAAACUUUGCGCGGAUCGACAGACAGCAGUGGAAAUUACGCUAAUCUUUCUUCCUCAAACAAGGUUUCCCCGCCGCUCCCGGCGGUUCGGCAACCAAGCCCGCUCGGUCUCGCCGGUGCCGUAGCGGGGCAAGUGGCCACUUUCUACCGGGACGAAGACGGCAACCUGGUGUUUCCGACGCUGGAAGAGGCGGGCACCACCCUGGCGCCCGACCCGGUUCGCGCGCAGGCCCGCACGCGCAAGCAACUUCCGACUACGCGGCUCGCCAACCUGUACGCGCGGACACAGGGCCGCCGGCUGCUGAAGGACCUGGCGACCAACCGCGGCAGCUGCGAUAAGAGCAAGAUGGGGGCUGCAACUUCUCGUAGUUCGGGUAACAACAGAAGGCAGAACAUCAACCCAUUACCGGUCUCCACAACCACGUCGCCUCUGACGGUGACCAACGCACAAGGUCUCUUCGUGAACGCGAUGAUACGCUCGGAGAGCAAGCACCGAACGUGCUCCAGCAACGACCAGUCUUCCACCGCCGGCAACCUCGGAGAUGACCGAUUUUGGUUGACGGAACACGCUGACCGACCGGCCACGACCGCGGCUACGGGGCACAACAAUCAGGAGCAGCGGCCAACGCUGCUCCAGUCGCACUUCUCGCAGAGACUGUACAAGGCCGCGCACGAGAAGGGCAGUAUGAAACGAGCCCAGGAAGUGGAUGACGCCUUGGCGUUUCCGGAAAAAAACAAGCACUUUCUGGGCGUGGUGACCAAUUCCAAAAAGCUUUUCUACGCACGACCCGAGUCGUGGACCCGAGAAGAGCGCAGCUGCGUCGAGCUGCUGAAGAGCAGCACUGCCAAGGACGAGGAGGCGUCGGAGAGGUAAGCACUAAAAUGACUCUGACAUUGUACAGUUUGAAUAGUGAUAAAGAUUUCAUAUUUACGAAUCGCAUGAGCUACAUGCUCCUUAGCGCACUCGGGUGCUGCGGCUUUUAUAGUGGACGAGGCGUUUGCCCUCUCGAAUGCGGUUUUUUCGGAACCAAAAGGUCCGCGUCAAAGUCCGGCAGCAAGGCGUGUGCGAGCGGGCGCGCUGACGUUCCGGGAUGCGAGCAGUUGCGAGAGGACCUCGCCCAGUGCCUGGAAAAGCUGCAGCACACGGAGCUAGAGUUAUUGUCUUGAAGCAGUUUUGCCCAGUAUUGCUUCGAAUCAUCCCAGUUUAUUGCAACCCCAGUUUCGGUUUUAUGAUGUUUCAGUUUCAAUGAAACCAUACAGAAAGAACAAGUUUCAUCUUCUUGAUAUGAUUUUGAUAUGUUUGCAUCUUGUCUUCUUGAAAAAAGUAUCAGCACAGUAGUGUAAACUCAGAGG